Fundulus heteroclitus (mummichog) is the source of this 2150-nucleotide messenger RNA. RefSeq names its product alkaline phosphatase family protein. The coding region runs from base 40 to 1404 and encodes 454 amino acids. The transcript has 4 exons. The record is from RefSeq and is a predicted model, not a curated record. NCBI's taxonomy places the organism in Eukaryota, Metazoa, Chordata, Actinopteri, Cyprinodontiformes, Fundulidae.
CACAGGUGAGGGCCAGCCGGUCUUCAGGCAGUUGGAGCGAUGGUGAAGAUGAGGCUGCAGACCUUCCUCCUGCUGACGGUGGUGAGCUUCAUCGCCGCCAAGCCGGUGCAGAACAGAGCAGAGAAGAAGACCAAGCUGCUUCUGGUGUCCUUUGAUGGCUUCAGGUGGGACUACGACCAGGAUGUGGACACGCCACACCUGGACCAGAUGGCCCUGGACGGAGUCAAGGCCAAAUACAUCACCCCCCCGAUGCUGACCAUGACGGCCCCGUCCCACUUUACCACCAUUACAGGUCGAUGGGUAGAAGACCAUGAAGUGGUCCACAACAUGAUGUUCAACACCACCACCAACCUGAAGGUUCCCUACAAGAAGACGCUGACCAGGUCCGAGUGGUGGGACAACGGCGUGCUGCCGCUGUGGAUCACGGCUCAGAACCAGGGCUUGAAGACCGCUUCCUUUUUCUUCCCGGGAGGCGGCGCCACCUACAGGGGUCAACAGGUCAACAGAGUGGUGGUGGAGCCGGCCGGCCACCCCGACGCCAACGAGACGGAGUGGCAGCAGAACAUCGACACGGUGAUGCGCUGGUUCUCCGAGGAGGACUUUGACCUGGUGACGCUGUACUACGGCGAGCCGGACAACGUGGGCCACGCCAAGGGCCCGGACCACCCGGACAGGAAGACCGUCAUCCGGCAGAUCGACCGCACCGUCGGCUACCUGCGGCACGCCGUCGCCCGCCACGGGCUGGACGACCGCCUGGACGUCAUCAUCACCUCAGACCACGGCAUGACCACGGUGAAGAAGCGGCCGCUGGUGGACGAGAUCGUCCUCAACAAGUACCUGGACCUGCUCAAGCUCGCCAGCUUCGAGAUCCUCGACUACGGCGGCUUCGGCAUCCUGACGCCGCGGCCGGGGAAGGACCAGGAGGUCUACGACGCCCUGAGCAACGCUCCCAACCUGACGGUCUACAGGAAGCACCAGAUGCCCGAGAGCUUCCGUCUGGGCCGCAGCGAGCGGCUGCCGCCCAUCGUGGUCGUGGCGGACCUGGGAUUCAACCUGAACUCGAGAUUCAUCGUCUACGUGAACAAAGGCGACCACGGCUUCCAUAACGGCCACAUGGACAUGAAGACCAUCUUCAGAGCCUUCGGACCGAGCUUCAAGCAGAACUUUGUGUCCGAGCCCUUCGACAGCAUCCACAUCUACCCGCUGAUGUGCCGACUGCUGCGGAUCGAGCCGGCGCCGCACAACGGGUCGCUGCAGUUCACCCAGGCCAUGCUGCGCUCCGGAGGUGAGUCCGGCUCCGGGUUCUGGACGGGUUCUGGAGCCUCAGGGCCUCGCUCAGACCCAGCUGUGGGUCCAUCAGAAUCAUUUGCUGAAACCGCUGCUGGUUCUGGUCAGUUCCCCUGACCAGAACCAGCAGCAGAACCACUGAUGAAGCUGUUUGUCUGCAGGAGAACCACAGAGGGCCCGGCUGGCCGUCGUCCUGCUGCUGUCGGCGCUGUUCUCCGCCGCGCUGUGACCGAUCCCGGAUCAGAACCGGAUCGCUCCUUAAAACUGUCCACCUCCACAUCCAGCUGGAUCCAUAAGUUCUGGUACCUCGCUGCACCAAGGUUCUGUCGUCUGCAUAAAGCUCAGCAGCUGCAUUUGGACCGGUUCCGACCCGCAGACUCCUCUGGACCCGCAUGGAAGACGACCAGAAGGAUCCGAUUUAAUCAGAACCACAGCGUGGAGCAACAGCUGAGCCGAACUCAGCAAAUACUUCCAAUUUUAAUUUAAUCCUCAAUAAGGAAAUUCUAAAUAAUAAAAUAUAAAACUUAAACAAGAAGAAAAUAAAUAUUUAAACCAUUUAAAGUUUCUGGUAUUUAUAGUGUUUUUGUAGAGAAGAUGCUCUAAAAUCUGAAUAUUCUGAUUCCCUCUUCAGGUUUUUAUUUCCUUCUCAUCAAUUUAUUCGUCGUCUCUGAUUGGUCGAAUAAAUGAAGAAAGAUUAAAAAUGAAACCUGGAGACGUGUGAGCUCUACUUCUUCUAGUUCUAUGCUUGUUCUGACCCAGUCCAUCAGCCUGGUCCACAUGUUCUGGUUCUGCUCAGGCAGGGAUUGCUUUGAGUUUUCUUCAUCAUCAUCAUCAUCAUCAUUAUUAUCAUUAUCAUCAUUAUU